AUGGCUAGUAUGAGGACGGGAACGACGAAUACUCCGCCGCCGAUUACGGUGGAAGAUACGGCGACGGGGGUAGGGCCGCUGCCGAGUCCUGACCCAGAGGAUACGAAUGGUGAGUGUUCCCAGGAAGAAGAGAAGCGAAGGAGAAGAGACGUUGUAAAGACGAGGCACAGUCCGAAUCUCGAAUGGCGGCAACCAUGGACAAAGGAGAGCUGGUCACAGGGCCGCGUGCUGCUCAUCGAUUAUGUUGCAAAGGAACACUCUGCGGAGGGCAGGCGGAAGAUCGUGGCUCAGGAGUUCUCUGACAUCGACAGUCUGCGCCGUUUCUACCGCAAAGAGGAUCUCUCGGCGCAAGCAGCACUGCGCGUGAUUCACGUCCAAAACGCCAACUGGGCAACACGCUUCCUCCUCCGCAAGUUCAACAUUGACGCCACGGACGAUCUCAUAGGCACGAACUUCGGGCGAUGGGCCAGUUACGAGAAGCCUCAACAACGCGGCGGCAAACCUGUCCUCAAUGGCCGUACAUUCCGCGCUCAACGCGAUCCCUGGCGCGGCAUCUCGCGCGCAGCCUUCGGGGCUGACUACCUCAAAUCGUACGACAGGAAUACACACAUUCCACGUCCGAAUAACAACAAGUCCAUAAUGGAGCUUAAUCACUACGAUGAGACGGAUCACCCACGGUAUGGGCACGACGUAUAUGUGCAGCGAUUGAGCUGUUACGUUCAGCUCAGCGACGGAACUCCAGGUCAAGCUGUCGACCCCGAUAUACCAAACCCAUACGACGAGGAAGCGUGGGAAGAGUACAUGCGGUUGAAGAAGAGUUACGGCAACGUAGAUGCGAAUGAGCACCAAGAACGUUACAUCCCCAAGCUCCGGUCCCUCGACAACGGCAACACAAUCAUUCUGUUUGAGAACUCGGUCACAGGCUCCGUCAAAGACACCCUUAUUGGCGCGCGACAAGAACUCGAGUCUCGCUGGAGACGACUAUCCUUCUACCUACCCAUGGAAGAGAACGACGAGACGCUGACGGCGGAGUGUAUGGAUUUCAUCUUGCAGGAUGUGUUCAAAGCGUUGAGCUACAAUUGGCAGAAAUUUCUGGCUGUUUGCGAGACACAUGUCGGGAUUCUGGAAGAUAAGA
This is a messenger RNA of Alternaria ventricosa, 1135 nucleotides long. RefSeq lists its product as uncharacterized. The record is from RefSeq and is a predicted model, not a curated record. The annotation marks the transcript as partial. The transcript is spliced from 2 exons. NCBI's taxonomy places the organism in Eukaryota, Fungi, Ascomycota, Dothideomycetes, Pleosporales, Pleosporaceae.